ACUAAUAAGGACUGCGAUCCGGCUGGCGAUCCCACUGUGACUUUUAUUUCCAAGUCCUGGAAUCCGGAAUCAGACUGAUCGUAAUCACACAUGGAGUAUACUCUUUUCGCUGUUUUUUGUUUGUUUCUGCUGUAGAGGAAACUUUCUCACCAACUGUUUUCAAGUAGGACUGCUGCCUAGAGACAAAGCCAUGAGUUUCCUGUUAAGAUGGACUUCUUUCCUUUGGACUGUAACUUUCAUUCCCUGCACUUUUGGAAUGGCAGUGAGUGCACGAACAGAUGGCUCUUGUCCCCCUCUGAGUGUAGAGGAGCACAUGUUUUCUGAUGUCUUAGAUCGUCCCCUGGAAAUCACAGGAUUUGAUCUCACAGAAAAGUUUCUUCUCCGAAAGGGAACAAUCACAGAGGACCUGCUGUCAUUUCGUUUAGGAAGCAGUCCCCUCAUUAAGCCAACAAAAGGGAUAUUCCCAAAUGGGCUUUCAAGUGAAUACUCCCUUGUUACCAUCUUCCGGGUAAGAAGAACUACAAAAAAAGAACGCUGGUAUCUUUGGCAGAUAUUCGACCAGUCGGGAGGCAGUCAGGUAUCUGUUGUGGUCGAUGGAACCAAGAAGUUGGUGGAGUUUUCUUUCCAGGGCCAGCUAAAGAACAUUCUCCGCUACUCAUUUAGGAGCCGUGAUCUACAUGCACUUUUUGAUCGCCAGUGGCACAAGCUGAGCAUUUCAGUACAGAGCAACAUUGUCUCCAUUUACAUGGACUGCAAGCUAAUAGAAAGGAGACUGACUGAUGAGAAGGACAGCAUCGACCCCAGUGGGCGCACUCUCAUCACCACGCGGAUUGAAGAUGGCCGACCUGUAGAUAUUGAACUGAAACAAAUCCUGAUCUACUGUGACCCUUAUAUGGCCGAAAUGGAAAAUUGCUGUGAGCUACUGGGGCCAAAGUGUGAAGCCAAGAAGACCUUUAAUGGGACUUCCCCUCCCCUGGUUACAGCCCAGCUCCCCCAGAUGCUGUCUCAGCCGGCCUUAAAGUCAAUUGACAGAUGUCACUGUCCAGCUGAAAAGGGGGACACGGGGGAGGCCGGGCCUUCAGGAAACGCAGGACAUAAGGGGGAACUUGGAUCAGAUGGGGAAAAGGGAAUCGAUGGGGAGAAGGGUGAUGACGGUCUGCCUGGAGCUCCGGGGCUGCCUGCUGACAAAGAAUGUCUCAACGGAUAUCAGGGCCCUUCUGGUGACAAAGGAGAGAAGGGAUUGGCUGGGGUGCCGGGUCAGCCAGGGGAACCAGGCAAAGAGGGCAAAAGGGGACGGAGAGGAAAGACUGGGGAGCCUGGACUCAGAGGCCUGCCUGUGGAGAGUGGUGAGUCUGCAGUCCUGUGGGGAAAAGGAGAGAGAGGGGACCCUGGUCAGCCAGGUGCUGAAGGGGCCGGCGGGAUGAAAGGACAAAAAGGUGAUGCUGGUCCUCCUGGUCCCGAUGAAAUGAACACCCAAAAGGGAGAUGAGGGCGAGAGAGGAACUCAAGGACUGCAAGGCUUCAAGGGAAACAUCGGGCCGCCAGGACUCGAGGGGAAUCAAGGACCAGAGGGUAAGCAAGGCCUGCCUGGACCCACUGGUCUCCCAGGACUCCCAGGCGAGCCAGGCUCGCCAGGGGAGGCAGGGUUGCCUGGGAGAGAUGGCCUGAGAGGAGAAAAGGGGGAUUCUGUUGGAGUGAUGGGGCCACAGGGAUCUAAGGGUGAGCCUGGAGAGCCUGGAGGUGGAUAUAUGGGAGAUGGAUUGUCUCUAAGCAGAGGGACUCGUGGGCCCAAGGGUGAGAGAGGUGUCCCAGGACUGCCAGGAGACCACGCUGAAAAAGGCGAACCUGGAGAGAGUAUCACAGGCUCGCCUGGCCGCAUGGGACCCCCAGGAAAGCAGGGAAUUGAGGGCCCUCGCGGAACCUCAGGUUUAUCUGGCCCUCCUGGAGCUCCAGGAAGAGAGGGCUCUCCUGGUAGACCAGGACUCAUGGGCCCUGCUGGACCGCCAGGUGCACCAACUGCCCUGCCAAUUGUUGGAGACAUGGGUGCAUUACUCAAGAAUGCCUGCAGUGUGUGCCAGACGAGAACCCCAGGGCUUCCUGGCCAGAAGGGAGAGAAGGGGUCCCAUGGAGCGCAAGGAUUAGAAGGCCUCGUGGGAGAAAAGGGGGAUCCAGGUGUAAGAGGUCCUAUGGGUAACCCUGGAAAAGAAGGCCCAAAGGGAGUAAAAGGAGAGAGAGGGUUCUCAGGCCCCGCAGGAGAUAAAGGUGAUGAGGGGACUUCUGGUGUACCAGGACUUCCUGGUGUGACUGGCCGCACAGGGGCCACAGGGCUAAUGGGUAGACCUGGGCCAAUGGGCCAACUAGGAGGCAGAGGAGAAAAAGGAAAUGAAGGACCCUCAGGCAGACCAGGGCUUCCUGGGCCUCCGGGUUUACCCAACGUGGAGGGCAUUGGGAUGAGCAGUCUGUACAAGCUGCAGAGUGGUGGAGCUAUUUUAGGACCCCCUGGAGCUCCUGGUGCUCCGGGUCCCAAGGGAGACGAAGGACUUGUAGGGGAACCAGGGGCAAUGGGAUUACCCGGGCUUGAAGGGCUACCCGGUGCCAAGGGUGAUAAUGGUUUGCCUGGUCUACCUGGGAUACAAGGUCCUCCAGGGAAGCCCAGCACUCGUGGAGAGCCAGGGAUCCCAGGAGAGCCGGGUGAGAGGGGGCCGCUCGGAGAGACAGGAUUCCCAGGGCCCGAGGGACCCCAAGGUGUUGCUGGGAGACCUGGAAAAGAUGGAACUCCUGGAUACAAGGGCUCUACUGGUACAACAGGGGACAGAGGAUCCAAAGGAGAACGUGGUGAUACAGGGAUUCCUGGAGAAAGAGGUGUUCAAGGCGAGAGGGGUCGCACAGGGGAUUUUGGCCCGAUUGGACAGAUCGGACCACCAGGUCAAAAAGGAGAUAGCGGCUCUCCAGGACAUUUGGAGAAAGUAAACCUCUUGGGUGAUCCCAGCUUCAUGGAAGAAUUAAAAAUGUUCAUCAGAAACGAAGUACUGAGGGUCUUUGAAGAGAAGCUAUCAAGCGCUGCCAUGCAGCAGAAAACACCUGCAGGGAUCUUAGCUUCACAACUCCAUGGGCCUCCGGGACCUCGUGGAAAAGACGGAUUACCAGGAACGCCAGGAGAGCCCGGACCUCCUGGUCCUCAUGGGUACAGGGGUCAGAAAGGAGAACGAGGUCAGCUUGGUCUGGGGUUACCAGGAGACCCAGGAUCCGUGGGGCAACCAGGCCCUCCUGGGAUCACUACUCGGGGCCCUCCUGGCUCUCCGGGGCCCCGUGGAUCUCAUGGGACAUGUGACCCCAGUGACUGUCUCCUUCCACCCCUUUGAGCCCAGCGGAGCCGCUUCCAGUACAAACGUCCAGAAGGUCGGCCUCGCUGUCUGUAAACUGCUUCCUCAGCUCUGGUUCAUCGGACUGACUCCCAGCUGACCUCUUUUGAUCACUUUACAAAAACAGUUGGACGAAGUCAGGAUUAUUCUUUAAUGGGUUUUGUUUUCAAUGGAAAAGAAAACCUUUUGAGGGUUUUUUUCUUUUCUUUUCUUUGUUUCAAUGCUGUACUUUCAAGGCAUUUCUUGCUUUCACAUCCCCUACUGUGAUGUAAUGCAUUCCUUGUCAUCUCUCAUUAUGUCUUUCAAGACCAUGAAAUUACUUUGUUAUAUCAAGUUCAGUCCUGUCAAAAAACAUGAUCUUAAUAGUUUGUUUGCCUCCGUAAUAAGCAUGCAAUUUCACUCUUCUGUUCUAAUUCAGAUUAGCCAAUGUGCUGGCAGGAGGUACAUCUCACGUGUGUGUGUGUGUGUGUGUGUGUGUGUGUGUGUGUGUG
This is a messenger RNA of Cyclopterus lumpus (lumpfish), 3852 nucleotides long. RefSeq names its product collagen alpha-1(XIX) chain. NCBI's taxonomy places the organism in Eukaryota, Metazoa, Chordata, Actinopteri, Perciformes, Cyclopteridae. The record is from RefSeq and is a predicted model, not a curated record. The transcript has 50 exons. Bases 191 to 3361 code for a protein of 1056 amino acids.